AAGAUGUCACGGGCCCAGGCUGAGAGUGUUAUAAAGAAUAUCAUUCGAGAAAUAGCUCAAGAAUGUGCUAGUAAAGGUCAAGCUGUAUCUGAAACACUGGUAGCGUUUAUGGUGAAAGCAGUUGUAUUGAAUCCUGCAAAUGAAUUCAACGUCGACAGAACCCUCACUAAGGAUGAUGUUCAAAAGCUUAUUAAACUCUGUGUUGAACAACUUCUUGAUACGCGGUCACCAGCCUUAGACACUGUUAAAAUGCAGGUUUAUUUUGAUAUGAAUUACACCACCAGAUCAGACUUCUUAGAUGAACACAGAAGAGUUCUAGAAUCACGUCUGCAACCAGUGAUAAGGGAGAUAACUGAUAGUAGAGCAAGAACGAGAGAAGAGUUAGAAUCUUUGUAUAGAAAAAUAGUUUCAGCUGUAUUAUUACGUUCUGGUUUAGGAAGUCCCACUGAUAUUGCAGUUGUUAGAGAAGCCACUGCAGCAUUACAGAGUGUCUUCCCUCAAACAGAAUUAGGAACAUUCAUGUCUUUAUCAAAACGAGACAAAGAGCGUCAGAUUCUUGAGCUAACUAUGAUAGUUACUGGUAUUCGACUCUUCAAUAAAGAAUGUGGAAAAGGUGGUGAAGGUAUUGAUGAUUUACCAGCCAUUUUGAAUGAAGCCGUUCCUGCCACAACCCAGAGUGUGGAUACAGAAAUACAAGCUACAUUACAGCACACCUAUAAAUACACUACUUUGUUAGAGAAAGCCAAUGCUGGUGAACGACUUGAAGGCUUAUCAUUACAGUUGGUCAGAGAAUCUCUUAUAAAUGGACGUCAGCAUGAAGCUUUCUUGAGAGUCAUACUCAGUGAUGUCAUUAGCUGUGCUCAACAAGUGGAGAUGCUGGAAAAUCAAUUAGCAGCCAGAAUGGAACAGCUUCAGAACACCAUCCAGUCUAAAACAGCAGUACCUACAGCUCAAGUGUAUCCUCAAUUCAUUCAUCUAGCUCAGUUGUGGAGUGGAUUUCAAGAUGAAAUGGUAUUAUUGAGUGUAUUAAGUAACAUCCUGGCCAGUUUGGAACCUUUCACCAGGGGACAUAGAGAAAUAUUUACUGAUGAUGUAUUGAAUCCUUUCCUUGAAGGUACCCAAAUUAAAACAGAUGAAGACAGAGUUAAAGGGGUAUCAGGACCAGACCAGUUUGUUAAUCCUAAAGAUUAUCAAGUCAGUCAACUGGAUUGGUUGUUCCCAGAAACAACUAAAAACUUCCAUAGGUUACCACUUCAGUAUCGAGGUUAUUGUGCACUCACUCUUGGGAAAUUUGACCGUCUGCUUUUACCCUCCAAUCCAGAUAUUGGUGUUCUUCGAUAUAAAGAUCAUCAUUAUGCUUUCUCUUCCAAAGCAGCUGCUUAUGAGUUUGCUGAAAAUCCAGCGAUGUUCAUCCAGCUGGUGGCAGAAGGCGCGAAAAAAAGUCCAGAAUUAAUUCAGUUGUUAGAACUCCAUAAUCAAUUUUCAACCAUCACCCCUUACAGUCAAGGUAAAGAUGCUGGUCGAAUGUUAGAGAAACCGGUCACAAAAUGUGACAGUGGAUCACAAACAGACACACAUUUUAUGGAGUCCAAUAUCGUCAAGGGUUACGAAUGGAAUGAAUGGGAAUUAAGGAGAAAAGCCAUCAAGUUAACGAACCUCAGAACCAAAGUAACUCACUCAAUUCAGACCAAUCUCAGCAACAUGAGAAGAGACAAUGUAACUCAAGUCUACUUACCCAAAGAAAACGCCACUCAAACUAAGGUGGACUCCUCUACUAAUGUACCGAAACCUCAAGUAUUUUUGGCUGGUUUAAGGGGCGGUGGUAUGGGUGUACCAACAGAAAUGACCAAAGUUGAUUUAACUAUUAGUGUUGAUGAACCUUGAAGAUGUUUUUUUUUGUUUUUUUAAAGACAGAUUUUGUUAAGAAUUUUUAUGUAUACAUGAAUUGCGAAUAUAUCUGUUUAUCUCAACUUUUCUCCUCUACUUUUGCUAAAAUAAUCACUUAAUAUUGCUCAUUUAAGGGUCAUGGUUCGCCAUUUUCAGGGUUGAUUUGGGUCUUUAGAAGGAUUGAAAAUCUUGGAAUUUCUUCUCUUAUUUCUAUAGAUGUCUUUUCUAUAUAUAUUGCAGUGUCCCAAAAACAGAUAAUUCUGAACACACAUGAUUUGAAUGCUCAAAUUUCGAAGGUGAGCUGUGAACAGCAUUACUGAUUGGCUUAGCUAAAAAAUUCCUGUUUCUGAGACUAAAGUAUGAUUGGUCAAAAAAAUAGUGCAUCUGUGCCUUAAAUGAUACUCUCUGAUGGAAUUUACCAUCACACAUUUUUAAGAAAGGUCUGUUUUAAUUUUGUCUUACUUCUUUUCAAUAGAUGACGUCAGUUGUGUUGUGAGCCUCACAUUCGAGGUUUCCAGACAUGAAUAAUGUCUGUUAAGAAUUUAAUUUCUUGAAAAUCAGCUUCUCCUUCAAAUGAUAUGGUUAUGUAUGACCAUCAUUGCUUGAUAAAGACAUCGUCGAAACGUUAUUUAUUAAAGGAAAUGUUAUCC
Molecule: messenger RNA, 2537 nt
Organism: Lottia gigantea (owl limpet)
Lineage: Eukaryota; Metazoa; Mollusca; Gastropoda; Lottiidae
Exons: 1
Coding region: 4-1884 (626 amino acids)
Biological process (GO): regulation of cilium beat frequency
Cellular component (GO): ciliary basal body; axoneme
Source: RefSeq, a predicted model, not a curated record